Molecule: messenger RNA, 2726 nt
Organism: Otolemur garnettii (small-eared galago)
Lineage: Eukaryota; Metazoa; Chordata; Mammalia; Primates; Galagidae
Gene: CCDC43
Product: coiled-coil domain containing 43
Exons: 5
Coding region: 57-731 (224 amino acids)
Source: RefSeq, a predicted model, not a curated record
GGCCCGUCAGGCACUGCGGUAGGCGUCCCAGGGGCUGGUAGGGCCCUGACCCCAAGAUGGCGGCGCCCAGCGAAGUGGCCGCGGCCACCUCUGGCGAGGGCGAUGGCGGGAGCGGCGGCUUUGGGUUAUGGCUAGACGGACGAUUGGAGGCCCUAGGGGUGGACCGAGCCGUUUAUGGCGCCUACAUCCUGGGUGUCCUGCAGGAAGAGGAGGAAGAAGAAAAACUGGAUGCUCUGCAGGGUAUCCUCUCUGCUUUCCUGGAAGAAGAUUCCCUCCUUAAUAUCUGCAAGGAGAUUGUGGAACGAUGGUCAGAGACUCAGAAUGUUGUCACCAAAGUGAAAAAAGAAGAUGAAGUACAGGCCAUUGCAACUCUAAUUGAGAAGCAGGCACAGAUCGUGGUAAAGCCCAGGAUGGUGUCAGAAGAAGAGAAGCAGAGAAAAGCUGCCCUCCUGGCUCAGUAUGCUGAUGUGACAGAUGAAGAGGAUGAAGCAGAUGAGAAGGAUGAUUCAGGUGCCACCACAGUGAACACUGGUUCUGACAAAUCUCUUUUCCGAAACACCAAUGUGGAAGAUGUCCUCAAUGCCCGAAAACUGGAGCGAGACUCACUUCGGGAUGAGUCCCAAAGGAAGAAGGAACAGGACAAGCUGCAGAGGGAGAGAGACAAACUGGCCAAACAGGAGCGCAAAGAAAAGGAAAAGAAAAGGACACAGAGAGGGGAACGAAAGCGAUAACCUUGGCCUAGUCUAUUUCCCCCAUCUAUGAACUUCAUCACAUAGCAACUGGUUGUGCACAUGUAUAUUUAAGAGAAAUGAGAGAACAUUGCAAAGUGGUUUCCCAAGGCAUUUCCCCUUUUGUUUACACGGUCAAAAGGAAAAUCACAAUCAUUUUUAAUUACAAAAUGUGCCAUGUUUUGGUGGUGUGGGCAGUCAGAUUAUUACAAUUGAUGUCUGUACCAAAGAUCUGGAAUGGGGGCAACCUUUAUAUUUUAAUACUAAAGUCCUAUGCUCCUUUGGCCACUUUAUAAAGUCUUCCCUCACCUUCAGUAAAUAGCAAGAGGAUUCAGAAAGCUAACGGCUACAGUUUUCAUCCUGAAGGAGUGGAAACAUGAUCACUCCUUGCCUCAGAUGAAAUGUGGGAGUGUUCAUGCAUUGGAAGCAGUAUUCACUCUUAAAUGUGGCAUUAUUUUAUGGUUGAAAUAGCUAAUGAAGAGCCCUCCCUGGCUCCCAGAUUUUAUGUUACAUGGCAGCAAAGUAGGAAAAUGUGAAGAAAGAUUUUUUAAAAACAUUUUAGCCUAUGGGAGGAAAAGAAGUAACUGAAAAUGGAGAUAGUUACAUAUUUUUCCUCAUCUAGGCUAUUUAAGGAUGUGUAACUGUUGGAUGCAAGAAUAUCAUUGUUAACUAAAUUCAUUUUUUUACAAUCAUGAAUCCUCGAGUGCUAAUAGAGAUUUUAGUAUUGAUUUUCCCUAAAACAUAUGAGUAUUAAUAAUAAUUCCUGGGUUAGGGAAGCUGGAGGAAUUGCCCUUUUGAGAAAGAAACACUGGAAAUCUUUGCUAACAUGAAUAUAUUUGAGUGUACAUAGUAGGCACUGAACAAAUUUAUUGAAUAACUGAAUGUAAAACUGCUUGGGAAAGUCAAAAAUGAGUGGAAACUCUCCAUUUCUACUCUUGUCACAAGCCACAUUCAAUUAUAAAUAAGGCUCUGCUCUGCUUCAGGCAGCAGACUGUCUAGAAGUCUAAGAGAGCAAUUUCUCUGAUAAGACAGAAAGUAAGAUAUUUUAUACCAAGGGCUGUCAAACUUCCGCCCCUGGGCCAAAUUUGGUCCAGUCUGGUUUUGUAUGGUGCAAACCAAAAAGGGUUUUUAGAUUUUUAAAGGGUUAGGAAAAAUAAGUGACAGAGACCAUAUGUGGUCUGUAAAACUUAAAAUAUUUAUUAUCUCGCCCUUUGGAGGAAAAGUUUGCCAGCCUCUGUUUUAUGCCAUUAACUAUGAGAUUAACAAAAACUUUUACCUUUUUUAUGCAGAAGGUAAAAAAGCAUGGUUAAGGAAAAGGAGAUGUGUUGCCUCUUCAUAUACUCCUAUAACCGUGGCAUUUCAGAAAAUAAAUGAAAAAACACCUUUUAAAAAAUAAAUUUUAUUUAAAUCACUGUCUUCUGACUUCCUUUGGUUUCUUCCAUCUCCCAUGGGAAUAAAAUAUGUGAGUAGCCAGUUAGGAAUGUGUUGAUUUAUAUUUCAUGCUUUGUUUUGAUUAGUUCUAUAAACUUAUAUUCCAUAGUGGAAUAUCAGUAAAUUGGCUUUCAAGUACUAUUGGAGUCUUAGUUCUUUAUGUGGUAGUUAGCAACAGGCUAUGGCUAUGGAAUUUGGUAAAGCCUAUAUUAAUAACCCUUAUUUUAGGAUUUGGUCUGUUCUCACUUUGAUUUUUGUUUCUGAAGGAGUCAGGUUAGAUAAAUGGACCUUUGAAGGAUACCUGUUUCUAUUUGUUAGUAGUUGAUGUCACAGUUAAGUAUGCAAACUAAUGCUUAUAACCAAAAAAAAGAAUCACCUCAUUAGGCUUUGAGUAAGGGUAUCACUUACUCAGGUGCUAAUGCUAUAGGUCUAAAAUGUCCAGUAUUGCAAUGGACAAAACCACAUCUUAAGUGGUAAUAUUGAGUUUUAGGCUAAAUUUGGAAUUUUGGUCAUAAUAGUAAUUCCCAACACUGUAAAACUUUACAGUAGCAGAUUAUUCAAGUGGAA